Stylophora pistillata is the source of this 5710-nucleotide messenger RNA. RefSeq names its product QRFP-like peptide receptor. Gene Ontology annotation, cellular component: plasma membrane. NCBI's taxonomy places the organism in Eukaryota, Metazoa, Cnidaria, Anthozoa, Scleractinia, Pocilloporidae. Gene Ontology annotation, biological process: G protein-coupled receptor signaling pathway. The record is from RefSeq and is a predicted model, not a curated record. Gene Ontology annotation, molecular function: G protein-coupled receptor activity.
GUUCAAGAACCUUCAUUGAUAACACUAUUUCCUGAAUUACCAGCCCUUGGUCCUUUGUAAGUACAAAAACCGUAUGUUUACGAAAAGUUAGGGUGGCUAAGAACCCUUACUAAAAGUAUACCACUUCUUCUUGAUCUUGAUUAUUGUGGGUCGCGGAAAAACAAACAGGAGUUUACGUCAAGGUUAAAAAAAAAUCUUUAGAGACGGAAAUCUUUUACACUUGCAGGGAAGGAGUUCUUCAAACUUCAAAGUCGAUUCAAUCGAUCAUGAAGUCAACACGUGGGUAGAUCAAAACACAAACUGUUCUAACUGAGGUCAGAAUUCAUUGAAAUCUUGAUUCCUCAAAAAAAAAAAUGUAGUAGAAAAAGAGAAUAGCUUUCAUUGUUUAGUGUGGAUGCGGGGUGAAUCGGGUAUUGAAUACGAAUGACGAAAAGUACUUUCCACAAUUCUUAUUACUGUGCUUAACAUUUCAAAUUUCUCUGAUAAAUCUUUUCUUUUGUUCAAUGUGACGUAACAGUUGCGCUUGUUGUCUAUGCCGAUAUUUGUACGUGAUCUGGAUUGAACAACUGAAGGGUUAGCGAUUUCUCAAUCCAGCUGAUCCAUUUCGUUUUUUUUUUCUAAUUAACAUUCAAAAAGUGCUUCUAACUUACGAUGGAGACGUGAUAGUAAACAGGAAGGUCCGCCAAAGAAAUCUUUAAUUCUCACUUGGCAGAAAAAUCCAUUAGAAGUAAAAAUUUCCCUUUUUCCUGAAUGUCUAAUGAAGAAAUAUUAUAUUAACAAUACAAACACUUCACACAAGGACUAGAAAUGUAUUUUUUAGCGGACUGGUUUUAUAUACAGUCUUGAGCUUCUUUUGAAUUACAGCUGUAGUGAUUUAUAUUGUUGGCAUGGUAAAAAGGAAGUUUAAAGUAAAGAGGUAAGUAGUUAUAUUACCUAUUAACCAUUAACUAGAACUCUGGAACUUCUCGACCGCGGUCGGCGGGUCAUUGAUCACAUAGAGAAUCGCCCACUCAUCAUUGUACUGAUAAGAAAGCCGAACAUUCCUUCCACAUAACAUUUUUCGCUUGCUUACAAGGACGCUUAAUCAGUAAAUACGAACCAUUUUUUUUUUUUUUUACUGAAGACUCGUUCUUAUUUUCUCUGGGGUAAGGACUUUCCGCAGAUCUUACACGAUUUGUUGACCGUGUUGCAAUGUCAAAAUAUUUGCUUCUAGCUUUCUUCCAAUACAGAGAUAGUGGGCUUGCUAAAAGCAUCAUUAAAAUAGCUGUCGUUUGAUGCUUCUAUCUGGCAAUUAGCACUUACAGUCAACAACUGACACUUAAACUGGCUUUUGUUACUUGUAUUACUAUAUUUUCGAACAUGUUAAACAGCUCCAUUAUUUCACUCCAAUCCAAACAAUAUGGCACUAUUUCACCACGUGGUGCAUUGAUCACUUUUUCACCCAGCUUAUCCGGCUUUAAGAGAAAAUUGUCAGCUUUAUUGAACAUGGAGAUGGAACCAUAUUGGCAGCGCAUUCAAAUUCGUUAAGUGUUUCUCUCUCACAGUUGUAAUAUUAAGGCACAAAUGUGUAAACAACCAACAUUUUGAACUAAGCGUUGGAAAGAAAUUAUAUAAUAUUUUAUGACACGAGUGGAAAAUAAUUGAUACGUGCCAACAAGGCGGUACAGUGGUCCAUCACACAGGCGGAGUUCGGAUAGUGACGUCAUAACGCAGUUUUCACCUGUCAGGUUGCCUUUCAAAAAGUUGUGAAAGGAAAUCCUAGCGUGCUGAGCAUUCAGUGAGGCGUAUAUAUCUAUGCAGAAAGAGAGUAAAAUAGCCAGACGCAUCUCCGUGCACUCUGGUUUAUUGAUUAAGAACGCCAUCACUUCACCUAAAAUCUUUUAAGGCAUUUGGUGGCGGCCGGCGCCAGGCACAAGGUCUCUGACACAGGUACUAGCUUAUUUUCUUGUUUUAAGAUUCAGAAUGAGAAAAGUUUAAUUGAAAUGGGAAGAGGCUCUCAGGAUUAACCUCUUGUUUAUGAUCACCAGGAAACAAACUUUUCGUUUUCAUCUUUAUGGUAAUCUCACCCUGAACAAAGCAAAAUUGGUAUUUCAAUUUUAUUCAUCUACAGCGUGUAACUUUGGCUGAAUAUUUUUUUCAGUAACUUUGUUAUCGUUCAUAUGCAUUCUAUAUUUAACCCCUUAAUAAGCGUAAUCAAAAAUGAAGGUUACGAGGAAUAUCUUCUCAAAGUCGUGUCUCUUUUCUCCUUGUGUAAUUAUUAUCCCGCGACUACUGAAAUUUGAUUUGUUCCACAUAGAUUUCGUCUUGUUUGUCAGAGGGUCGAGAGAUUUGCUUUUGUAUUCACGUAAUGGAAGAUUUUACUUCAAUCUUACCAGUGGGUUUUUAAGCUUUAAAACAAUGCGAAUUUCCAUUGAAGCACCAUGAAACAAUAAUAUUGCCUAUCUGUCAGUGGUCUCAUACGUCAAGUGGUAUUAAAACCUUUUAGUUUCCCAGAUGCCAAGAUUAUUUUUUCGGUGGAGUUGCAUUUCAUUACUGCUGAAAAGAUCAAAGACUGAAGUCCGACCUCAGUUUUAAAUUUGGACUUCUUUUCGGUUUUUCAUUGUGAUUUUUAAUACAGUAGACUAGAAUUUGUGACAAAGGAUGUCAGGAAAUUGUUUUCCUGUUGACGUUUAGUAUACUUCCUAGCCAGAAUUAAUCAUUUAUUCGAUUUCUUGGAGAACAAUCCUUGGCCGGCGUCUUUUAUUCAUUCGACAGUAAAUCCCCGAAAAUUAGAAAAUCCCUUAAUUACGUAGAAUUGUAGAGCGUAGGUUUUGGUAAGUCAAGAUAAAUAAACUCAUUCAUCCUUCAAAUUUCUCGCCAGUAACGGGACUCGCCUUUAACGAUACUCUGCAUAGUGCAGGCUACGACAAAAUUACUGGCUAUAUCAUUUACAAACUUAUACCGAGCAGAUGUACUGAUCUAGUUGUUGGGGCCUUUACAACUGGCUCUUUAAAUCAGUCUGAAGUUGCAUACUAAAACUAAAAAACCGAACGUGAUUAGUUGAACGUUUGAGGCUGAUGACCUUCCAAAGUAAAGAUAAUCAAGGCUCUUAUUGGCUCUUAUAUGAUUAAGCCUACUUCCUUCAUUUCAGGGCUCAUCUGAGUGCAACUCGAAGCAAACCUGUUAAGCUUGAAGAUCUGGUCGUUUCAUUUACAACUUCUCUUGCUAUAAGGAAUAGAAAGACACUCGGUGAUUCAACUGGAGUCACCUCAACUUCUGUGGUUCCAGCAGAAAUAGUCCUGUAUUUUGGUGGGUCGCAACUACAGCUCCUAGGGAAACACUUAAAACAACCAGCAAACGGCUAAUUGCGUGAUCUUGCUCAGUUUGACAAGGAUACGGGAAAAUGAAUUACUUUCUGAACAGCACUCCACUUGAGACAAAUUUAACCGCCAAUUUUACUGGAUAUAAACAUUCAGACACCAAUAGUAGUGCCAGUUUAAGCGCCGUCGUGGGAUUGUCUAUCGCAAACAUAUUGGCGAUUUUCUUCGGAACACUGGGAAACUCUCUGGUCAUAGUAUCGAUAAUCAUCAAUCGAGGCAUGCGUUCAACAACUAACAUUUUCAUAGCAUCGCUGGCUGGUGCAGAUGUCAUAGUCACUUCUACUUGCAUGCCGUUGUUUUUUGUGUACAAUGUUUUAACCUGGCCAGCGUGGCCUUACGGAAAGACAGGCUGUAGGAUUUUGUCGUUUUUGGUGCAUAUGUCAGUAAUGGCGUCGGCAUUAAGUUUGUUAGCCAUAUCAUAUGACCGCUUCUUGUCAGUUUUUUUCCCGAUGAAGCGAUUCAUCACCCCUCCCCGAGCCAAAAAGAUUGUUGGUGUCAUUUGGUUUGUGUCGCCGUUUCUUCUCCUUCCUUCAUUGUUCCAUCAUGACGUCGUUUCAAAAGGAAAAAAAGUAGCCAAAUGCGAGGAAUCCUGGAGCAGUUCCAAAGCUUUGCAUCUAUACCAAAUGUACCGGAUAUCAUGUUACUUUCUUUUUCUUCUACAGAUAUCAGUUCUCUAUUUUUUAAUUGGACACCGUUUAUACACACGUCAGCAACCCGGCGAACAAACAUCCCAAAGUAAAGCAAAAGAUUUGCUGAACAAACGUAAAAUAAUUAAAAUGCUAUUUUUGGUGGUGGCGUUAUUUGCUUUGUGUUGGCUGCCUUACAUGAUCAACAAACUUUUGAACAUUUUUCCUCCAAGACCGGGUUAUGUUGCGCCAGACUUGUUUGUUUUUGUCGGAAAUUUUUUGGGGCUGCUAAACAGCGUCGCAAACCCAGUGGUUUAUGCCGUGCUUAACACAAAAUUUAGAAAGGCAUUUAAAAACGCUUUGCGAUGCAACUGUAAUUAUGAACUUGAAGACCGGCGGCGGAAUGCAAGUAUUGUUAGCAAACAAACACAACGAAGACAAUCGGAAAGCAUCACACUGGACCGAGUCCACAGAAACUCAAUCUCAGUCUCAGAUAAUCAAGUGGUCAGUUUUGGCAGAGUGGGCACGGAAAAGACUAUGGCUGAAGUCAAGUGUUUAUCGUUUACAAGUAUUGAACAGGAAGCCAUCUUCGAAUUGUCAAAAUUUCCCACUUGCUCUCAAAGUCGGGGGUUUUCAGGACGUAAUCCAGAGAAACGACGAGUUAGCUUUGGAGGUGAAUUGUUUAGUUCUUUAGAAAAGAAAAAUCUCGAGGCAUUAACCAUCAAAAACGGAAGUUUUAACUUGAUGAAUGAGACAGGUAACUGUGUUAAUAAAGAAGAACAAGCUAGACAUAGAUGCGACAUUGAUAUGAGUAAUCUGUCACCUAUACAGGAAAAAGGACACAUAAACGUCAGUUUUGAACCAGAUAGUCAUCCCACCUGAUCGGUUUCACUUCGUGGCUCCUUACAUGAACAGCCAGUAGAUUGCCUCAGAUGCCUAUUCUAAGAACGCAGAGUAACUUGAAAAAAUCCUUGUAAAGUAAAGUAAUGUAAUGUAAAGUAAGGAAACAAACAUAUCCUGCGAAUAAAUAAAGCACAAGUCUUGCUAAAUGAUAAUAUUUAAGUCAAGCAUCCACGCAAACAGGAUGUCAUAUCACGCUUGAACUGAUUAAUAUUCCAAAGGAAAGAAAAGCAUACAUAGAGGAUAUUACACGGUGACGAAAAGAUUCUAGUGGCAAGAACAUUAUCUCACGAGUGAGCGCAACAAACAAGUGAGAUAAUGAUCUUCCCCCGAGAUUGUUACUUUUAAGUGUUCUCUAUUACGAUUUUACGAACAAUCAAACAUGUCUCUUGUUCUGUAGCAAUAGCUAAAUGCUCUGUUAUCUUGAAUCACGUUUUAAACGCACGCUUUUAUCGCAUAUUUGAUCACGUGAUACAUUUAGACUGAUCGCACGCGAGCAAAAUAUUCGAGGAAUUAUUAAUAUAACUGGUUCUACAGACAAAGCUUCUUUGUCUACGUACAGUUAGGUUUAUAAAUUCGUGUAUACUCCUACUGUGUAGCUGCAGAAUUUUUCGAGUUUUAAGUUUUGCAGAUUCUUCGGACAGUCCUUGAUCCGCCAAAUAUAUAAUGUGUAACAGCAAAGAAAAAAACACGAAAUCAUGAGAUACCUUACGAUUUAUGAUUCCUACAUCGAGUGAAUCAGAAUCUUCGCAUGGAAAUCAAGGGUCAAAUCGUUUGCUGUAGAGCUCCCUGCUAUUUAGCUUGACUACAUGGUAGAGAAGUUUG